GGCCAGAAGGCAGUAUAAAUAGACUAAGAGCCUGGGCACAGUCAGUCUGAAAGAGCACUGAACACCAAACGGAAAAUGAAGCUUCUGUCGUUACUUCUGGUUGUCCUGGUGGCGCUGUCGGCCGUGCUUCCGAACGCCGACGCCGCUCCCUUUAAGAAGUUCAAGAAAUUCGGGAAGUUCGGAGGCGGCGGCGGCUUCGGCGGCGGCUUCGGCGGCGGCUUCGUCCAACCCGUGGUAGUCCACACCCCGGUGUUCGUCCGUCCCACCUACGGCUCUGGCUACGGCCUCGGCGGAGGUUUUGGUCACGGCGGCUUCGGAGGAGGAUUUGGUGGCGGUCAUGGCGGCUUCGGCGGCUUCGAGGCGGUCAUGGCGGCUUCGGAGGCGGCUACGGCUGGUGAGGCCAGAGGUGACAGAGCUUCUGCCGGAGGAAUUGCCGCUGUUUCAGUGGAUAUUUCCUUCGGCUGCAGUGUGCUCGGACCAACAGGAAGCUUCACAUGUCACUGCUCUCAUUGUGUCAUAUCUUCGUAAUAGAAAAAUCAUCCCGUUUUGUACUAUUUUAAAAAUAAAUAAAUUUGUGAUAAAA
This is a messenger RNA of Penaeus vannamei (Pacific white shrimp), 583 nucleotides long. RefSeq names its product keratin, type II cytoskeletal 1. NCBI's taxonomy places the organism in Eukaryota, Metazoa, Arthropoda, Malacostraca, Decapoda, Penaeidae. The record is from RefSeq and is a predicted model, not a curated record.